AACAUAUCUUCUCACUGUUUUUUGAUUCAUUUUCAACAUUCUUCUUCCUCUCCUUUGUUAUAUCCUCUUGCAUUAAUACUUCCUGUCCUUUGAAAACUCAACUCUUUUAUAUCAGUUAUACUGUUUUCCUUAUAUUAGUUUUUUCUCAUAUUACCAUAUGUCGAACGACGUUGCCUUUCGAAAUAACAGAUGGUCCACCCCACUCAACCGUUCUGCCACCAACAACAGUCGAUUUAGUGUGUGCAGUAAUGUAAGUCAAUCAGCCUAUGGUAUGCGAUAUGAACAAGCUGUUGUUGGGCAAGAGGUCGCUUCCAAGAUCAAUAUUUCCAAACUUGCUAUAGAGUCGACAGCUUUCAGGGACCCACAGCCACAAUCAACGCCUGUUCCUCAAUAUUCUUCAACCUUGUCUUUUACAACUGCUCCUUCUGAAAGCGUCCUUGAAAACAACCAAAAUGAUGGUUCUCCUGAUGAAUACGACUCCAUGGGCAACGAAAAAGUCGGAUUUGAUAUCCUGCAAGCAAAAAAGUUGAAGCGACGAGUAACGUUUGACAUGGACAAUAUCCAAGUUCAGACGAUACCUGCCAAUAUGUCUUCCUCGUUGGAUAACUUAUCGGAUACAGACGAUGUCAACGAUACAGAAAGUUCUGAUAGCGAAGAUGAAGAAUAUAAAAAUAAGUUGACAUCGGAUACUGACCGUGUAGAGAGCAAAGGGCAUCCUUUUGACCAAAAUCAUUCCACACCAGCUACAUUCCAUACCGGUAGACGCUUGGUGGCUGAACCUUCUAUCAAAAAAUUGUCGAUCGACAACGAUCCAGUUCAUCAACCAAAGCUUCAAAAGAUAGAUUUUUGGUAUCCAUUAAACCCACCAUUACAAAGGACCGUGCUGUCGACAGAUAGAAACGGCUAUUACGCUCAAAACACAUCUCUGCCAUUCAUUAAACCCUUAGCAGAGACGGAAAAGUUAAUCGACGAUGCAAUUGAGCGAGAGAAAAAAGCCUUACAAAUGAACACAUGCGCGAUUACGUCGAGAAAAAACAUCUUUAUCGAUGGUCGUUCAGCAGCUUCAACACGUUUUUCAGCGUCACCAGCCCUGAGCAGUAGCGAUGAAAUGAGUAGUAUUUUGAUAUGCGAUUCGGAAGAAGAGGAAGAGGAUUAUGAUACAAUUAUUAGAAGCAGAGACCCUGUCUCGCUUUCACGAUCUAAACCCAUAGUUGUGCAUGGUAAAAUAACGGAUCUCAAUCCAAACUCACAGCCAAUACCACUUCCAUUACCAGCUAGCUUCCAUGAGCAAUCAUCAAACAAUCAUCCUAUCUCACACCUCCCUCAACUGCAAUCGUCUCUCGCAGAUAGCGAUAGCCAUUUUGAGCACAACUUGGAGAUGAUCCAUAGCAACGACACCGUUUCCAAUGUAAUACCGGCGCCAUUACCAAUAAACAACCAAUCACAUAGCGAUGAUGAAAGUAUUGUUUUCAGUAAAUCUCCAUUAUCAUUGGAAACCGAUUUCUCCAAAUCCAUUUAUAACGAGUUUGCAAAGAGACAUAAUCAAAAACUAAUCCCUAUGGAAGAAUUCGAGCCGCCUAAACUUACUUUCCCUCUGGAACAUGAGCUAAUUCCUGUAUCAGGAGCUUUUAAUAGCGAUCCAGCAUUGUCAAUAAAUCCGCAGGAGGAUGAAAACAGUAGCAGUGACGACGGUAUGGAUAUUGGCUAUUGUCUGCGACCUAGUAGUGGUACAAGUGUAAACGACAGCAUUAGCACUGUCGAUGAAGUGAACGAUCCUGUUUGGAUUGAUUAUACGGCGGAAACAAAGCUUUCAAGUUCAAGCGAGGCGGCAAGAAAGCUUUUUUUUGUCAAAGUCCUUAAAGCUGAAAACCUAGAUUUCCCAAUAGAAAACAAUGAAUCCAAUAUCUUUUGUACUGUCCGUUACAAGGAUAAAGAAGUCAAAUCAAUACAUCAGAAGAUGAAGCAUACUGUCAACAUCAAUCAAGAAAUGAUCAUGUAUGUAUACUUUCUCCCAAUGACGAAUAGGUCAUAGAUUGCUAGUGAAGGCAUUUUCUAACGUAUAUAUGCUUUCGUAUUCAAGACAAGACAUAGACCCCAGCGAACAAAUUACAAUUACUCUUCAUGUUUCUAUGUUUAGUUCAAAUAAUGCUCAGAAAAGGAGCGGUAGUUGGUACCACAAAAUAAAACCAGGUUCAAUAACAGCAUCCUCUAGCAGUCUGGAACGUUACAUACAUGAUAAAGAUGGCUCACUAUGUCAAACACUACUAUUGCCGCAACGUUUUAUGGAAACAGAAGGCCAGGAUCAAUUAGCAACACUUAUGCUCGUGAACAACUGGUAUCGACAGCAAAGCAAUAGUAAUGGUGUUGCUCCUAACAUCAAUGGUGGAGCAUCGAAUCCUGCAGCUC
Molecule: messenger RNA, 2406 nt
Organism: Mycotypha africana
Lineage: Eukaryota; Fungi; Mucoromycota; Mucoromycetes; Mucorales; Mycotyphaceae
Exons: 2
Coding region: 158-2032 (624 amino acids)
Source: RefSeq, a predicted model, not a curated record